Messenger RNA from Centropristis striata (black sea bass), 1866 nucleotides. RefSeq names its product protein Dok-7-like. The record is from RefSeq and is a predicted model, not a curated record. The transcript has 10 exons. NCBI's taxonomy places the organism in Eukaryota, Metazoa, Chordata, Actinopteri, Perciformes, Serranidae. Gene Ontology annotation, biological process: positive regulation of protein tyrosine kinase activity; neuromuscular junction development. The coding region runs from base 130 to 1866 and encodes 578 amino acids. Gene Ontology annotation, molecular function: protein kinase binding.
UCAUGCCAUUUCCCAUGUGCUUGCUGGUGCUGGGGGGAGUGUGCCCCUCCAGCAGGGAGAGCAGCAGCUAUUUUGAAAGUGAUCCUCAUUCAGACAGCGAGCUGCAGCUGUCAGGAACCAUGACUGAAGAUGACGGAUUCUGUUGUCGUGGAGGGAUAUGCCAGACUCAGAGAUGGAAAAAAGUGGAAAACUAGGUGGCUCGUUCUUCGCAAGCCUUCGCCUGUAGCAGAUUGCCUCGUGUUGCUGGUUUUUAAAGACAAGUCGGACAAAGCGCAGGGCAGCAAGGAGAGGGCCAGCGUCACCUUGGAGGAGAUCUGCGGGCUGGAAGUGGGACAGUGGUAUGAAGGAGUGGCCUUUACUCUGGCCAUCCUCUGCCUGAACCAGGCAGCUCUACUGGGCUUCGACAGCAAGGAGGCGCUGCUGGCGUGGGACGCCCGCCUCCGCUACAGCCUGGGAGAAGUUCACAGAUUCAGUGUUGGAGUUUUACCAGGGACCAAGUUGGAGAGCGGACCUGCAACGCUCCAUCUGUGCAACAACCUGCUGGCUCUGGCCCGGGACAUCCCUCCUGUUAUUAUCGGACACUGGAACCUCCCAGACCUGCGCAGAUAUGGGCCUGUACCCAACGGCUUCGUGUUCGAGGGAGGAACAAGAUGUGGCUACUGGGCCGGAGUUUUUUUGCUGGCAUCUGCUGACAGCGAGCAGAUCAGCUUUCUGUUCGACUGCAUCGUCCGAGGCAUCUCCCCCACCAGAGGCCCUUUUGGACUGCGGCCAGUUUUGCCAGACCCCAGCGUCAGUCAGACGAGUUCGGAGGAGAAGUUGAACCAUGAGGCUCAGGAGCUGGAGAAACGGCUGAGCAUGCUCUCUCACCGGAGCAGCACAGUCUCAUCCUCGUACUGCCCGUCGGCCGGGGGAGACGACCGCAGCAUAUCCGGUUCCUCCGACGCGUCAGACACCAGCCAAUCAGACUGCAGCAUCAGCAGCCGGAUGGCCAUCUGGACCGAGCCGGCCUCCAACCCGUCUGAAACCGCCAGCCACGUCGGAGCUAAAGCGGCUCUGCAGAGCGUGGAGAAGCUCUCCGUCACCCAGGGAGGUGGAGGCCGGCCCGCCGCCAAGCCCCCCCGCCAGCUGCAGGAGAUCGGCCGCCAGAGCUCGUCGGACAGCGGCAUCGCCACCGGCAGCCACUCCUCCUACUCUGGGAGUUUCUCCUCCUACACAGGCAGCCUGGACAUCACCCCCGGGGAGGACUUUGGCUCUGUCUUCAGCCUGCCUCCCCACCUGGCUCAAGACCUGAGCCCUUGUUCUUGCUCCUCCGUGGCUGGACAUGAAUACCAAGUACCGACAUCACUGCGGUACCUGUAUGACAGCCCCAGGAGCCUGUUACAGGAGGGGAGUGAACCCUCCACGCCAACUAAGGACCCUCCUGCCUCUUCAGGCCUCACGACGGACUCAGCAGAAGGAGAUAAAAGCAGCAGCGUGACCUCUGAGGCUCACUCAGAAACAGUCAGUGAACACUUCCAAAGCUCCUCCGAGGGGAGUAAGAAAACCAAAGCGGCGCCCUCUAGUGACCACCCAGACUCCUGUGACCUCUGCAGCUCGGUCACAUCCGUCGGCAAAACCAUCGUGACGAUCUGCUCCGUGUGCGGUGGAUUUAAGGGGACUCCGUACAACCCUGCAAGUGGCCCAGCGAUCCCUGCCAUCCCAGAUCAAAGUGUUGACAAAUCAGCAUGCAGACCCUGCUCUGCCUCAGAGUACAGUAUCUCAGUGAAGAGGAAUGUGGAGAAGCCUUGUGCGUCUCCUGGCUCUGCCAGCAUCCACAGCUCGGAGGAGCCAACAACAGGCAGCCCGAGGCAAAGACGAACAGACUGA